UUGACAAACAGCGUUGCCCUUACAGGCACAUACAACCCUGAGCGUUUCCAAAAUGUACGAAUUAAUGUGGUCGACGUCGAUGAGCCACCAGUAUUCCAGAAUGGUCCUAAACCUUAUUUGGCAGUUGUUCCAUACACGGUUCCGAUUGGGUAUCAAAUUUAUCAGUUUUAUGCUCGUGACGAGGGUGGACAAGGUGGGAACAAUGUGGAAUAUCGGUUUAUCAACUCUGAACCACCUGGAACAUUUACUGUCGACUCGGGGACCGGUAUUGUUCGAACUGCAAUUAGGAACUAUAAACCUGGCAAAACAUAUCGCGUUUAUGUCCAAGCCAGUGAUCGGUCUCCGAAAAACUUGAACAAUUCACAGAACAGUGAGGUUGCAAUGCUGGAAAUUUAUGCUGGCGAUCGAGCACCACAGUUUUUGAAGCAACAUUAUUUUGUGGAAUUACCGGAAAAUACAAAAAUUGGAAAAAAAGUGGUUGAUGUUCGUGCCAACAGUUUUCCGCCAAUAGAUUCAAAAAGACAAAAAAGUGAAUUGACCUAUCAUUUGUACAUUGAUAACGACGACGAGUUACAGGAACGUUCCGAAUUUUUUACCAUCAAUGAAAAAACUGGUGAUGUCAUUCUGAUGAAAGAGUUAGACUAUGAUGAUCUUGCGGCUCAAGAAGAUGGUAAAGAAAGUAGUGUACCGUUAGAAAUUCGAGUCAAAGAUGUUAACGAUAAUAGACCAAUUUUUACCCAAAUCUUGUAUACUGCAACAGUAAAAGAAGAUAUUCCAGUUGGUAAAACUAUUAUUACUGUUCAUGCAGACGAUAAAGAUAGUGAAGAAAAUUCUCGAGUUCUAUACAGUGUUGAUGACCAUAAUUUUGUGGUUAACGAACGAGGCGAAAUUAGUGCAAAAAAUCGUUUAGAUGCUGAUCAAAAACGUGAAAGAUUCUAUUUCUACAGAUUUAAUGUUACAGCCAAAGACAAUGGAAAUCCACCGUCAAAAUCGAAAGCUAUGGUUCAAAUACGGACAGAAAAUACCAAUGAUGAACCGCCGGUUUUUAUUCCAACGAAUUCGUACACUGCUUUCGUCGCAGAAGAUGCGCAAGGUGGCACACCUGUAAUACGAGUUCAGGCUCUUGAUCCAGAUCGUGAUCAGGUUUAUUAUUGGUUUUUGUUGCCAAAUGGUCAAAGGAGUAGUCAUGCGGAGCUUUUUGACAUUGACAAAGAUACAGGUUUAAUAAAGUUGCAUCCGUCAGCGACACCACAGGACCUAAAGCGAACAUCGGCUCCUCAUAACCUGACAGUUGUCGCCACUGACGAUGGCUCUUGUUGUCUUGAACCUAGCAAUCUUCAUGAAACAUUAGCCACAGUUUCGAUUGAUAUAUCUGAUGUAAACAACAAUAAACCAGAAUUUCGGGAUUGUAAAUCUUACAGUCAGAGAGCAAAAAUCGUUGAAGGUGACUACAAAAUAGACCGUCCUGUUAUUAUAAAGGUUACUGCAACAGAUGAGGACUCUUCGUUGAAUGGUGAGAUUGUCUACUCGCUUUAUCAUCCACAGUCUGAAUCGCGAAAACCAUUCAUCAUUGAUCCAGUAACCGGUGAACUCCGACCGUCACCAUACGUCAGAUUUGAUCGUGAACAGCGGGCUUUCGAAGAGGUCACUGUAAAGGCAACCGAUAAAGGGGAACCACCGUUAAUUGGUUUUUGCCAGUUUACGGUUCAAGUAAAAGAUGUUAACGAUAAUGCGCCUCAGUUUGACCGGGCUUCUUACGAAACUUCUAUUUCCAAAACGGCUCCAAUUGGGUAUGCAAAAAAAACCAGUUGUGAAAAAUACUAUGUUUUUUUUUGUUGUUGUUAUUCUGUUGUAACGGUUUUUGCUGAUGAUAGCGAUGCUCCGCAGAACGCUCGUAUAACGUAUUCGCUUGCCCCAGACCCCUCGGCAGAUUUUGCACAUAAAAGAGAUAUUGAGUACUUCACAAUUGCACAUAAAGAAUCUGGCGAAAUAAAGCUUAAAAAAGCGAUUCCAAUGAUGACGGAUCGUUUUAUAAUUAACGUUGUUGCGUCUGAUAAUGGUAGUCCACCUCAGAAUAGUACUGUACAAGUAACAGUAAAAGUUCACGAGAAACAACAGAAUGCUCCACAAUGGCAAAGCAGUGAGCAGUGCAAGGAUUCUGUAACUGUUGAUGAAGAUAUUCAGACAAAUUCUGUCAUAAUUCGUUGUCACGCAAUUGCCGGUGAUGGUUCCAAACAUCGGAUUUCCUACAGGUUUUUAAGCUUCAGAAUAACUAAUGCCGUUAAUCGUGGCAUAAACCUGGACAAGUAUUUCCGGGUUUAUGCUGAAAAAGAAAAUGGUCGAGACUGGUUUUCCUUGCGUACUUACGAUACACUCGAUUACGAAAAACAAAAUAAUUUUACCAUCACUUUAACAGCUAUGGAUGUACAAAAUUCGGUUACGUCAGAUAAGCAGUUUCAAGUUUUUCUUCGGGAUAAAAACGACAAUGUUCCACGAUUUACUGUUGACCUCUUUACCGGUACUGUAGAGGAAGAACAGACUGUUGAAGAAUAUAUGAAAAAGCACGACAAUCAACCAGUUACGGUUGUAACGGCAGUAGAUGCUGACUCCCCAGGGCCACAGUCUGAUGUUCGUUACCGAAUUCUCGGUGAUAAUGAAAUUCAAAGGCUAUUUCGAAUCGAAGAAACUACCGGAAAAAUUUAUCCAACAGCCACUUAUGACAGGGAGAAGAAUGAUACGUUCAUUUUUGAUGUUGAAGCACGGGACAGUUUGCAAUCGAGUCUUCCGGGCAUUAAAGGUCCAAACCGCGAUAUCGUUAAAGUGCAAAUAUUUGUGGCUGACGUAAACGAUAAUCCACCGUACUUUGAUAAGAAACGGUAUGAGGGAAGAGUGUUGGAAAACGAGGAAGUGAAUCAAGAUGUCAUAACUUUGAAAGCUUAUGAUCUCGAUAGUCGUAAGUAUCAUUUAGUUUUAGGCGAACGGAUACCAUUUGGAGUUAGAACUGAUUCUGGCGUUAUUUUUGUAAAGGAACCAUUAGACUAUGAAAAAGAGAACGAAUAUCAUAUGAUAGCUUUUGUUACUGAUGGGAAGCAUAAUACCACAACCGAUGUGUUCAUCUACGUUGAAGACGUCAAUGAUAAUGCGCCUGAAUUUGAAAAAAGUUUAUAUGAGACCACAAUUUUGGAAGAAGAUCAUAAUGUUCCCAAAACUUUAUUUAUGGUUAAAGCAACGGAUAAAGAUAGGGAUGAAACAUCAAAAAAGAUUAUUUAUCGUCUGGAAGGACAGGGUGUCAAUGAGUAUUUUCGCGUAGACAAAAGGACUGGUAAAAUUGAAGUGGUUUUGCCAUUAGAUCGAGACCCACCAGGUAUCCCAGUUUGGAGGUUUAUUGUACAGGCUAUCGACGACGACGGCAAAGGCUUAAUUGGUUAUGCCGACGUUCAGGUAAACCUUGAAGAUAUCAACGACAAUGCACCACAGUUUCCCAGUGACAUGUACGGUGAAAUUGAAGAAAACCGUGAUCCAGGCCAUGAUGGUGUUUAUGUGAUGACCGUGACGGCAACAGAUAAUGAUGAUCCAGCAACGAGCAACGCCAAAUUGGAAUACAGUAUCGUCGCUAAUAAAGCAAUAAAUGGCAAAGAAGUAUUUCGUAUUGAUAAAGAUACUGGCAAAAUUUAUUCCAUGAUAAAAUUGGAUCGUGAAAAACCUUCAGAAAACCAGUUUUUAAUUCAAGUUAGAGCUUCUGAUCAUGGAUACCCAAAAAAGGAAGAAGAACUGUAUUUGUUAGGUACCGGUAAUGUGACGAUUCGAGUGCUUGAUGUCAACGAUAAUCCUCCAUACUUUCCACAACAAUACUACGAUGGUAACGUACUUGAAACGGUUCCAGUUGGUACUGCUGUAAUGAGCAUUAAAGCAAUGGACAAUGAUACUGAAGCUAGGGAUAAUGUAUUUGAGUAUUCGUUGACUGAAGAACACAAAUACUUUUACAUGACAACAGAAAGCGAAACCAGUGGUGAAAAUGUUGGAGUACUUCGGGUAAAACAGGUUGGCACUUUAAUCUUAAAAAACCAUUUCAGCUUCCAUCUUUUUCUCUGA
Molecule: messenger RNA, 4092 nt
Organism: Enterobius vermicularis (human pinworm)
Lineage: Eukaryota; Metazoa; Nematoda; Chromadorea; Rhabditida; Oxyuridae
Source: the annotation of a GenBank genome assembly